Molecule: messenger RNA, 2684 nt
Organism: Papaver somniferum (opium poppy)
Lineage: Eukaryota; Viridiplantae; Streptophyta; Magnoliopsida; Ranunculales; Papaveraceae
Exons: 13
Coding region: 769-2112 (447 amino acids)
Biological process (GO): regulation of transcription by RNA polymerase II
Cellular component (GO): piccolo histone acetyltransferase complex
Source: RefSeq, a predicted model, not a curated record
CACUGCAUGAAGAGAGAAUAGAAAGGAAAGACAUUAGAGAAGAAGUACUCGUGCUCCCCAUAUUUUCAUUCUUCUUCUUCUUCCUUCGUUUUUCCGAACCCUGAAAAAAAUCAAAACAUCUCUUGGUUCUCUCUGAAAUCUCCUUCUUCAAACUUCGAACCCUGAAUUUUUGUAUCUUCAUCGUUUCCAAUCUCUAUUACGAACCCUUGUUUGUUUUAUUUCCCUCCUUCGUUCGUUUCGAUUCAAAACCCUAAAUCGUCCGAGUCUGCACCGAUUCGGAACGUUGUAACUCGUCUGCCAAUUAUUUUUCCCCCUUUUUAUAUAACUCUCUUGCUAAUUCGUUAAACCUAGUUCAUUUUUAACGGUCUAAAUCUUUGCUCUGGUGUUGUUCAUCGAUUCCCCUCGAGUUUCGGAAGGCUGUUCUUGUUGGAAUUUGAAAAAAAAAGGCGGGUUUUGUUGCUCAAAUACGUAAACCUAGGUUCGUGUAAACUAUUAGGGCACCAAUUGUAAUUCGUGUUAUUGGACAUUGAAAUGCGGUAGUUUUUGAGUAGUUUGUCCAAGGUUGAAUUUUGAUUGUGAAUCUGAUAUUGGUUAUUGAGUUAGUAGCUGGUUGAUCUGCAAGUGGACGUAGUAAUUUGAUAUUCGUUAAUUGGAGAGAUUAGUUGAAUUUUAUUGAUUGUUGUCAUUGGUGAUUGCACAUUUGGAAGGGCAAUGGGAGUGGUUUAACUGAUGAGAAAAAGAUUUGAUUCAACUGGGAGAUGAGCGGACAUGAGUAGGCUGUCAUUUAGGCCUCGUCCUCUCGACAUUCAUAAGAAGCUUCCAAUUGUUAAAUCUGUUAAGGAAUUCGAAGAUGAUGAUAAUACUACCUCCACACGCAAUUCUAUAUUCCGACUUACUUCUGAGGUUGAGAAUGAGGUUCCAGCAACGCCCACUAAGAAAUAUGCUCCCGAGAUACCUACUCCACAGUUUGAUAUCGUGGAUACAUAUGAAAUUGAUUAUACCCCAACAUUUGGUCAGCCAACAUCUUAUUUACGAGGAAGGGGAGCCCGGGCUGAAAUUGGAGAGUUCGUUGAGUACGAUCUGGACAACGAGGAUGAGGAUUGGCUUCAAGAGUUUAACAAUGAAAGAGAGAUUCUUACAGCUGAAAAGUUUGAGAUUCUUCUUUUCAAGUUAGAGGUCUUGGAUCACAAGACUCGAGAAAGAGCAGGAGUUAUAAUACCUCUUGGUUCACCAGUUCCUGCUCUUUUACAGCUUGAUGUUGCCAUUGAGCUCUUGUUAGCGCAAUCUGUACGAUACAACGUUUGUCAAUCUGUAUAUAGCUACUGGAAAGAAAAGAGAGACCGGUGGCACAAGCCCAUACUUCGUCGGUUGCAGCCCCCACCACCAGUGAACGAUACCAAUCCGUACAAUGUAUUUAGGCCCAGGGAGAAAGCCCAUCGAUUACACACUAGAAGGAUGCAAAGGAGGGAAAACAAUGUUCAAUCAUUUGAAAAGCUACGUCAGGUCAGGCGCAACCUGGACCAGGCUAAAACAGUAAUAGAGGCUUUGAUCAAGAGGGAGGAGAAGAAAAGAGAGGUUAUGGAGAGUGAGAUCAGUCUUCAACGGAUUCAAACCAAGUAUAAGAAUGAGACUCAGCUCAUUGAAGAUGGUUUCGACUUACUGGGGGCCUACCCUCCAAGAUUCGGGUCCGAGGAUGAUUUCAUGGAUUCAGAUGACCUUUCAAACGGUUACUCCCGAAGCACUCAACCGGUUGCAGCACAGACUUCUCCUUUCACGGAUUCUAAGCUCAUGAUGGUUCCGACAAGUCGCUUGAGUAGACGACAACCAUAUCAGGGAUGGCUUCAGAGAAGGGAUCCAAAUGAGCCAGUUUUAUUAUUUACCAAACCUUUAGAUUCGGAGAAGUUGGCCAGUGCAGGGAUUGUUCCUCCCCCAAAUCCCCCAAUAGAAAAUGGUGGUAUGUCUUCACCGAAAUAUUGUUUCCGAGGGCGGAUUGGAAGAGGUGGCAGGAUCGUGUUUGAUAGGUGGAAUCCCCUCCUGCAAACCCCAAUUGCUCAUGAUAAAACUUCUUCAUAUGUAUCACCAGGUCUCAGGCUCCCACCUCAUCAUGGUUAAAUUCAUACUAGUUAUUCUACAAAUUUUUUUUACUCGGGGCUCAGCACCUGAGUUAAAAGCCAAAUCCAGGUGGCCAUCCCAAUGUGGUAGGCUGGUGAAUCCAUGUAAGGGAUUCCCGUUUUACCUUUUCAGUUCUACUGGUGGGAUCCGAGAGGCCAGAAGUUCAUCUAUCUUGGGAAGCAAAGCCUGGUUCGGGCUAUUUGUUAUUUUUGCACAGGCAGUGGAAAUGCAGUGUACCACGAUGACCAAGCAAAAAUCGGAGCACCAGCAAAUGAAUGAGACGGUGUAUGUUGACAUGAGCCCUAGACUUAGGUGGCUUGAAACCAGUUUUAGGGCAGUUGUAGAUGUUGAUGGUGAUGUUCAUGUCCUCUUUGCUGUUCAUUUUUGCUGUGUAGUCUCUCCCGUGACCGGUGGUUCCCUACCCCAUACCCGUAUUGUACAAUUAUGUCAUCUCCACCUGUUUCUUGUUCUACUUCAAGUUAACUUAGAACUCUCACAGAAAUGUGAUGUAUCCUCUCUUAAAGUUCGAUUUUGUUCAUCAUUUAACCCAGUGAGGUAAAAAUUUCACAUCA